Molecule: messenger RNA, 1821 nt
Organism: Aspergillus versicolor CBS 583.65
Lineage: Eukaryota; Fungi; Ascomycota; Eurotiomycetes; Eurotiales; Aspergillaceae
Exons: 4
Coding region: 1-1821 (606 amino acids)
Biological process (GO): L-valine biosynthetic process
Cellular component (GO): mitochondrion; acetolactate synthase complex
Molecular function (GO): magnesium ion binding; flavin adenine dinucleotide binding; acetolactate synthase activity
Source: RefSeq, a predicted model, not a curated record
AUGUCAAACCGAGUGCACACGUGUGUUGUGGCCGACGCCCUCUUGGAGGCCCUUGCAGAAGCGGGCGUUGACCACCUAUUCACGGUGCUGGGGUCGGACCAUCCCAGUAUCAUCGAAGCCUAUGUCCGCCGACAGAAUGUUGAAAGCAAGCAGUACCCAAAGAUGGUACUGUUUCAGCAUGAGUUUGCGGCCAUGUCCGCUGCAGAUGGAUACGCACGACUCACACACAAGCCGACAUGUGUGAUUGCGCAUGUAGACGUCGGCACCGCUGCGCUCGGCCAGGGCCUGCAUAAUGCUUCCAGCGGGCGGGCUCCAGUGGUUAUCUUCGCAGGCGUCGCGCCAUCGACGUUCCUUGGAGAAGCCCCCGGGUCUCGCUCCGAGCAUGUCCAGUGGUAUCAAGACGUCCCGAAUCAAGCAGCCCUACUGGCGCCGUAUAGCCGGUACAGCGCAGAGAUCAAGUCGGCCCUGAACGUGCAAACCGUCGUACACCGUGCUGUGCUGAUGGCGACGACAGGGUCGCCGGGUCCGGUCUACUUGACUGCGACCAGAGAGAUCCUGGCAACACCCAUCACAGACCUUGUGCCCCGGCCAAAUCCAGUCCCGUCAUGUAGACUGGGGGCCUUGCCUGUGGAUGCGGUGCAACUCAUCGGCCAAGCGCUGCUAGAGGCGGAAAGGCCGCUCGUCAUCACGGGAUAUCUGGGACGGAGUCACCAGGCAGUCAAGACGCUGGUUGCACUGGCUGACUUGGUCAAGGGGAUUAAGGUCUUUGACUCGGAGCUGCGCGAAGUGUCUUUCCCUGCUGACCACCCGGCGUGGGUGAGCAGGGGCACCGGUGCAGCUCCCGCCGUGAAGACGGCAGACGUGAUCCUCGUGCUGGACGCAGACGUGCCCUGGAUCCCGACCAAGGUGCGGCCAUCUGCUGCAGCGCGCAUUUUCCAUGUCGACCUGGACCCCAGAAAGGAGAAGAUGAAUCUGUUCGACAUUGGUGCCGCUGCCACGUUCCACUCCGACACCGCCGUCGCGCUAUCCCAGAUCUACGACUGGCUUUCAGGCUCCCACGACCUCGCAGCAAAACAAUCUGUGCUGGAUGAACGAUGGACUGCACUCCAGCGCUCCCACGCCGAAGGCAUGAAGACCAUCGAAGCCCGAGCCGCCGUCGCGCAGCUCAUGGACAGGCCAAAUGAGCCAUGCAGUGUCGACUUUCUCUGCAAUAGGAUCCGCCAUACGCUGCCGUCGAACACGAUCUUCGUCACGGAUUCUGUCACUAACCAAGUUCCCAUGACGGAGCAGCUCCAGCUCACGCGGCCAGGCUCGCACCUCACCAAGGGCGGGAGCGGCCUGGGUUGGGCCUGCGGCGCCGCAGUCGGCGUCAAGCUAGCCACGGCACUCUACGACAUCUCAGACCGACCGGAUAUCCGUCGAAAAGCGACCGACGACGAUGUGCGGCCAUUCGUCUGCAGCAUUACGGGAGAUGGCAGCUUCGUGUUUGCGGUGCCGGCGGCCGUUUACUGGGCCAGCCACCGACACGGAUGCCCGUUUUUGACGGUCAUCCUGAACAACGGCGGAUGGAGGGCUACGCGCUCAUGUCUUGCAGACGUACACCCGCAGGGAGCUGCGAACAAGGCGUCGAAUGCAGAGCUGGGCAUCUCGUUGGAAGAGGACGGACCGGAUUAUGGUGGCGUGGCCAAGGCGGCGGCGAACGGCCACCUUUGGACCAAAAAGGUGACUAGCGCAGGGGAGCUGGAGUCGGCGUUGCAGGAAGCAGUUCGUGUGGUAGCUGAGGACCAGAUCUCUGCUGUGUUGGAUGUGGUCGUGAGAUGA